Molecule: messenger RNA, 1971 nt
Organism: Cuscuta epithymum
Lineage: Eukaryota; Viridiplantae; Streptophyta; Magnoliopsida; Solanales; Convolvulaceae
Source: the annotation of a GenBank genome assembly
AUUUUCUGGUUUUUAGUUUGCACUAUAAGGAAAGAAAGGAAAACACCCUACAUUGUGUUUUGGUUUCACUGCAUUAGCUUCUUUUGGCAUAUGUAGGAUAGUUGCUAUGAUAUAUAACUCACAUAUUCUCAACAAACCAAGAAAAACACCAUAAAUCUUCUUGCAAAGGUUAUUUUCCAUCAUUCCCUCAGAAUUGAAGGAAAGUUUAAGUGUAUAUACAGAGUGUAUGAUACAGAAUUAAGGUGAAAAUCAUUUAUAUUGCUUUGUUUUUUGAACUAUGAAAAGGUGAAAAUAAUUGGAGUAAAGAAGGAAUGGUAGACCAGAAUGAGAUGGCUGGAGACGAACACUAUAAUAAUUGGGUGGCCACAAACUUUGGAAAUGGGAAUUGGAGCGCCGAAAACCAAGGGAUGGACAGAAAUGUAAUUUCGUUACUCCUUCCUCCGGCGAUGCCGGAUGUCGCCGGAAGUUCGAUUCCGAUCAACCAUAACAGAGUUGAACAAUUUCACGAGAAUGAUCAGUUUCUUCUUCAAAACCACCGGCCUUCUUUCCCCUCCUACUAUUCUCCUUCCUCUGUUUUCAACCCAUUCAGCGGGUUGCCGGUCGAAAUGAUGAGCAGCAGAAAGUGGGAUUUCAACCAGAACGCUUCAGGCGGUCGUGAUAUUCACUAUGGCGCUUCCGGCGGCGGCGGAGGUUCGCCGUCAAGAUAUACUGCGGGAAGUAGCAGCCAGCUGUCCCUUACGCUCACUGCUCCGACCGGUCAUUGUCACGAGGAACAUGAAGAAGGAUCAUCGCCGUCGUCAACGACGUAUCUCGCGGUGGUCCAAGAGAUGCUGUCUGAAAUCGCGAAAUAUUCGGUUCAGAAUGUGGAUCCUUCGACAUUAUUAUUAAGCUGCCCAGCUGAUGAUGGCGGCGGCGGCGGAUCUUCCCAUCCUUUUUGUGGACCCCCCACAGCGAUCUCUCCCGCCGACGCUGAAUCUAAGCGCAAGCAUCUCCUUGCUCUGUUACAAGCGGUAGAUGAUCGGUACAGCCGGUGCUUGGAGGAGCUACAUAUGGUGGUUUCAGCAUUCCAUGCUGCAACUGAUCAUCCCACUACCGCUACUACUACUACUACUUCACGCCGCCGCCCUCAUUUCGCUCUUCAAACCGUCUCUUUCUUGUACAAAAACCUCAGGGAGAGAAUCGGGAAUUUUAUACUCGCCGUGGGAGAACAGUGUGGCAGUUCGAGCAACCACGGCGGCGGCGGUGUGACGGAGGAGGAGCGGUCGCCAGAGGCGUCUCUCAUCCAGAAGCAGUGGGCGGUUCAGCAGCUGAGGAAGAAAGAGCAGCAGCACAAUCACUUGUGGAGACCCCAAAGAGGACUGCCCGAAAGAUCCGUCGCUGUUUUGAGGGCUUGGAUGUUUCAAAACUUUCUUCAUCCGUACCCAAAGGACACAGAGAAGCACUUGCUUGCGGUAAAGAGUGGACUAACAAGGAGUCAGGUGUCGAAUUGGUUUAUAAAUGCAAGAGUUCGUCUGUGGAAACCAAUGAUCGAGGAAAUGUACGCUGAGAUGAACCGAAGGACUCUUCACCACACUUUGGAGGAAAUCAAUAGUAAUGCCUAUGCCAACCAAAUUUGUUAGCUGCCUAACCUAAUUAUCCACAUAUAGGCAAGCUAGCUAGGGAAAUUCUCCUAUGUAUAACAAUCCAACUUGAGGUACACAUUUUCAUACACACCUACACACUCAUGUUUGUGAAGAGUAUUUUUUUGUCUGUAUAUAGACAUAACACAUUUUCAAAUACGUUAUGUCUGUAUACAGACAAAAAAAUGUUCUUCACAAACAUGAAUGUGUAGGUGUGUGUAUGAAAAAUGUGUACCAAUAGAUUUUUUGUAUGGAUAAUGAUCGAAGCUGCAUGUACGUACAUAUUCUAUACAUAUUAGCUAGGUAUCAUGGAUUGAGUGGAAAAUAUAUAUAGUUUUAACCUAUGUUGCAC